ACUCCCUCCCUCUCUCUCCCUCUCACAGUCACUCAGUCAGUUGCAACAACACGCUCACCGAGGUCGGCAGCACAAAGACGAGAGACGCUCUCUUACUAGCUCGCACACACUCUCACUCACACAGACAUACCACACCACACACACACGCUGAUACACACACACGCACUCAGACACUCGACACACACCUCCUGAGUGACACCCCGAGGAGCUGAAGCAAAACUGACCGGAGGAAGGAAGGAGGGGAAAGAAAAGCUGACCAUAAGAUAAGAAAAAGUGAAAGGAGAGAAGAAGACCGGUGCAGAUUCAAUGAGAACAUCAAAGAUUUUGGGAAAAUAUUAACCAGGUUGUCCAAUUGAAGAGCUCCCUCCUGAGGCCCCCUGCUGCCUGAUAACAAGCACAACUCUAUACAAGUCUUGGAGCUUCAUGAGUGUGUGCACAUAACCUCCACUCCACCUGUGUGUGUGUGUGUGUGUGUGUGUGUGUGUGUGUGUGUGUGUGGGGCACCAUGCUGUGGACAGUGCUACUAGCACUGCUGGUGCUUCUGCUGCUGCAAACUCAGCUGUCUGUGUGCUUAAGGGAAUUACGCAGUGGGGCUUCCAGCUCUCCUGCCUACUCCUCUUCAUCAUCCUCUUCCUCCUCCUCUUAUAAUGCCACCCAGCAGCGGCUGCCCGGAGCUAUUAUUAUUGGUGUGCGGAAAGGCGGCACCAGAGCCCUGCUGGAGAUGCUCAACCUGCACCCAGAUGUGGAAGUGGCAAAGGCUGAGGUGCACUACUUCAAUGUGGAGGAGCACUAUCGUCGAGGCCUGGCCUGGUAUCGAGCCCAGAUGCCCUUUACCCUCCUUGGUCAGCUGACGGUAGAGAAGACCCCCGGCUACUUUGCGGCCCCCCAGGUUCCUGCACGUGUCUGGGACAUGAACCCCGCAGUUCGCUUGUUACUUAUUGUCCGAGACCCAGCCGAGAGGCUGGUGUCCGACUACACCCAGGUCCUCCACAAUCGCCUGACCCGCCACAAGCCCUACCAGCCUCUAGAGGAGCUCCUGAUCCACAAGGGCCACAUUGACCCUGGGUACAAGGCACUGCAGAGGAGCCUGUACCACCAGCAUUUUGCUCGCUGGCUGGAGGUCUUCCCCAGGGAGCAGAUCCAUGUGGUGGACGGCGACGCCCUCAUUCGGGAUCCCUUUCCCGAGUUAAGAAAGGCUGAGAGGUUUCUGGACCUGCCGCCCAGGAUAAGCCCCAACAACUUCUACUACAACACCACCAAGGGCUUCUACUGCCUCCUGUCUGCAGGACACGACAAGUGCCUGGAUGAGUCUAAAGGCAGGCCACAUGCGCCGCUUAGCACGCAGGCCUUUAAGAAGCUUUGUCGCUACUUCAGGAAGCCCAACAAGUUGUUCUUUGAAAUGGUUGGGAGGUCGUUUUCCUGGUGCUGAUCCAGUGGCGAAUAGCAAUUAAGGAGAUAAAACAUGUCCUAAACAAUGCCAACACAUUCAGGGACACAGUGAGAGACAGAAAACUGUUGUUUGUGUAUUUUUUGUAGGUAGAUGAGUGGAAAUAUUUUGGUUUAACUCAAGUCAUGAACAUCUCCUGUUGUUGAUACCUACUCAGGUAUAAAUGUGGCCAACAAGAGCAGCACACGUGUGUGUGUGAAGAUACAAUUCAAAUUGCUUGUGUUGAACAUGUGGCCAACACAAACCUUUACAAAGACCAUUCUGGUGCCUCCUUGGAUAAACUCACUUGACGAAGCUGUGAUAACUGUGCCAUACACAAGUUUGAAAAUGCAACUAACUGCUCAUUUGUGCUUGUUUGUGGGGUGUUAAAACAAGAUGUGCAAACUUUGAACUCAUGUAGAACUAGCGAUGAAAAGAUGGUUGAAUUAAUUCAUUGUUGCACUAUGAACUCCAAUUGCAUAAAAAGUCAAUCAAGGUUCAAUGUAGGCAAUUUUAAACGGAAACCAUCUGCUUGCUUUACGUUUUCAGUUGUUUGUGUGUUAGUAAAAAUGUUUGAGUUGAGUUUAGCUGUUAUUUUAAGGUACAAACUUAUAGAUGUUCAGUGAAAAUAUCUAUAUUUGAGGCAUUUUGAAAGUAGCAACACUGAAAACUUGUUUAUUUGGUUUCCCUUUGGUUUCAAGGCUGAUGUAGUUCUAUUGCUAGCUUGUGUCUUUUUUAAAAACAACAUUCUAAUAAAUGUGUUCAGUCCUGCUGUCUCCUCUCUGGUGCCACACUGCAUUGAACCCAGCUGUAAGGUUUAAAAACAUCAAAUAUGAAGACACAUAGUUGCUGACAGGCCUCUGAAAGCUCCCCCUCUCUCAAAGUGUAUAAAGGUUUUGCCUGUCAGUGUCUAUAUAACAUGUUCUUUACAUCAAGGAACAAAGGACGCCUACAUUUCUUUACAUCAUGAAGUCAAGGAAUUACGUCCACUUUCACCAUCACACUGUAACAAAUCACACCUGUUUGAUACCUGACUUUACUGAAAGUUGGUAUCGAUUAUAUAAUUUAAGUCAGUUCAUCUGGAAGGACUAGGUCAUACUGACAUGUCAUGACAUCAGUGCAGCCACUUUGAAUUACAAGAUUAAAGGGAAAGUGAGCUGCUUUUAACGCAGACAUUUCUUUUGUUUUAUGUGAGUCUCACUAACCCACAAUCCUUUAGGGUGUAAGAUUAAACACAGUUAAAUACAACCGUAUUGGCAAAGCAGGCAUUAUGUUCAAAUUUUUACAUCUGAUGUGCUGAAUCUUGACAAUUUUUUUAAAUUUCAGUGUUCAUUUUUAUGUAGUCACAAGGCUGUGCUUAAGGCCUGGUUAGUUUUAGACACAAAAAACACCUGGUUAGAGUUAGGAAUUGUGGAUUUGUUGUCGAAAACAAUGCUGGAAACUCUCUUGAUGUCGCUUUGAAAAUAUCCUCGUGAGGUUCUGGAGGCACAGCUACAAAAUGUUCCAGCCUGUUCGUUGGUUGAGGCGGUCUUGAACAGUGGUCUCUCUCGGACAAGCCACAAGCCCAGCUCCUUCACUUUCAGAUGCAAAACUCAGCUCAUAUACAUUUAAUGUAAACCUUGAAAUGACACAUAUUGUAGAUAUGUUGAUGUGAAAUGUAUGAAAUUUACUUUAUUUUUUAUUAUUUUAUUCUGGCUCCAGAUCUUGUUGAAUGGGGAAACUGUUUAUCCCCCAGAAAACAGGUAUAAAUCUAACUAGGCCUACAACUAGUGAUUAUUUACAUUAUUGAUUUAUUAGCUAUUAUUUACUUAAUUAAUCAAUUAUUUUGUUUGGAAAAAUGUUUGAGAAUAGUGAAAAUACUCAUCACAGCUUCCUUAUGCUCAAAGCAACAUCUUCAAAUGUCUUGUUUUAUAUGAGCAACAGUAUAAAAUGAGAGAUAUUUAACGUAAUAACACCCCCCCCACC
This is a messenger RNA of Scatophagus argus, 3391 nucleotides long. RefSeq names its product heparan sulfate (glucosamine) 3-O-sulfotransferase 1-like 2 (gene hs3st1l2). Lineage: Eukaryota; Metazoa; Chordata; Actinopteri; Scatophagidae. The coding region runs from base 506 to 1429 and encodes 307 amino acids. Gene Ontology annotation, molecular function: [heparan sulfate]-glucosamine 3-sulfotransferase activity. The record is from RefSeq and is a predicted model, not a curated record. The transcript is spliced from 3 exons.